Acaulospora colombiana is the source of this 2055-nucleotide messenger RNA. Lineage: Eukaryota; Fungi; Glomeromycota; Glomeromycetes; Diversisporales; Acaulosporaceae. The record is from the annotation of a GenBank genome assembly.
AUGAUUGGCCGUUUACAAGGAGAAGGAUUUAUAAGAGAAUACACGCCAACUCCGCAAAUUCAAGUUGCCAACAUACAAUGGAAUUAUAAUCAAACAAAUGAUAUCAUUAAAGUGGAAAUUUGGGAUGUGGUUGACAAAAGCAUAAAUCCCUCUACUGUCAGUAAACGGCCUGAUGUGCUUGAUAAUGGGUUGAAGAUUGAAAAUUCUCAGGCUACGCCAACAUCUCCUCGGCCCCUGAUCUCACAAAUACCACCGGAUCAACUUACUUUAGACGCGGCGACCAUUAAUGUCUAUCGUAAUACUCAUGGUGUUAUUUUGAUGUUUGAUAUGACCAAGAGCUGGACAUUCGACUACGCAGUUAAAGCAUUACAAGAAAUGCCGGAAAAUGUUGCUGUGAUAAUUCUGCGCGUAAUAUCUCAAUCUCAAGUGCACCAAGUCAUAUCCGAAUUUAAUCGCAAAAGAAUAACCGAAUAUCCUCCAGCUAAUAUGAUUCGAUAUGUGGAGACUAGUAUGUUGAGUGGAAUUGGAUUAGAUCACAUUUAUAAAUACUUUGGCGUUCCUUUCUUGCAAUUACAGAGAGAUAUUCUUCGGCAGCAGCUUAACUUCAAGACAACGGAGUUAACGAAAUUGCUUAGCUCUUUGGAUGUCAGCGAUGAUAUUCCCGGUUUAGCUGAUCAUCGCCAAGAAGAUCAGAUACUCAAUUCAACCGCAGAGGAUCCAUCGGAAAAGACAAAUCUCGAGAAACUUCCGGAUGAAGAAUUUAAAAAUUUCACGGAGGGAAAAGGAGCUGAGUUAACGGAGCAUGAAGUGACAAAUUCUACUUCAAUUUCUACAACGUUACCGCAACACCCAAAGGAGACGACUCCCAAUAUACAUAUCAUCGAAGACUUUGAUGCUGGAGAGUUAGAGGAUGAUUUUUUCAACGAUGCACCGGAUGACAUACCUAAUCUUCCAAAGGUCGACCCAUCUAAAUUAGACUAUGUCGAAGAAGCUGAAUUGUCCAAUCCGAUGGUCACUGUUGACGAGGAUCUCGCCGGGGUAGAUCAACAAGUAGAUGAGGAUGAAGGGAAAUCUUAUGGUGAUAUCAUCAGCACACAGAGUUUCAAUAGAGACUUCGAUGAUGUUUGGAGACAUCGCCAUCAUACUCAAUUCACUUCGACAAGUAGAAUCACCGAUAGCAGUGAUGAAGAUCUGGUACCGAUGGCAAAACGCUUGGAUUACUUGGGUCAGUCGUCCGUACAAACAAAUGACCUAAACAUAGAAGAAAAUACUGGUUCCCGCUCGAACUUGGAAUAUCAGAGAGAUGAGACAUCACUUGACACGGGUGAAUAUGUUCCAAUGACCUUUGGAACACCAAGUGGAUAUGAAGAGAUUAGCGAGGGCCAAGACAAUCCGUGGUUAGAGGGUGGCGAAGCACAAGGAAAGGAGGAUUCGACUUUGUCUUCGUCAUUUGUCUCACCGGUGAGACCUGAACUCCAUAGUUAUGAGAUGUUUGGUGGACAAGAUGAAAGACCAUCCAAACCCAUUAAUGAAUCCGACCGGGAUAUCAUAGAGCCAUCGACGUAUUCAAACCUACACCUAACUCAUCCGCACCCAUUUUUAGAGCAAGGAUCAGUUUCGGGUUUAUCAUGGGGUGAUGUGAGUGAAAACAGUGAUGUCAAUCAGACCGUAACUAAUCCAACAACUGAGUCGACCGAGGUUUCGGAAUAUACUGAAGACUCAAAAAAGAAAGUACCAAAAGGACAAAAAAUCGAGACCGAUGAAGAUGGAGGUGAUAUCAGUCAUUUCCGCUCACCAGGGGAUCCAACCAACCCUGCGGUCGAGGCUAUCGGGAUCAAUUCGAGCCACAGUCUGUUACAUCCGCCGGCUAGAAAGAUGGAUAUGACCGCGGAAGCACCAAUAAUAAAACCUCCCAUCACCGAAGCAAACAAACCUAACGAGGACACACCACCAUUGGUUCCCGGAGGCACCUGGAUCAAGCCAGCCUUUGUUAAGGAUACCAAGUUCGCUCGCCCACUGAAAGUUUUCACCAAUGAAUUUAGAUCUCUGGGUUGA